AUGGAGGUCCCGACCACCACCUCUGGCUACCGAAUAGACCUCACGGCCGGCAGCUUCGAUGGCCUCCGCCUGGACACGUCGAUGCCCGUGGCGGCGCCGUUGGGUGCGCAUGACUGCCUCGUGGCCAUGCACGCCGUGUCACUAAACUAUCGGGACAUUGCGAUGCCGCUCAGGCUCUAUCCCGCCUACACCAAGGAAGACGUGGUGCCGUGCUCCGAUGGGGCCGGCGUGGUGCUCGCAGUCGGCGACUCAGUAACGUCCCUGAAGAUCGGGGAUAAAGUAUGUCCCACGUUCUUCCAGGACUUUGAAGACGGAUACCCGACAAGGGAAAGCCGCGCGUCUAGUCUGGGUGGGUUAAACGACGGGGUGCUCAGGAGACACGCCGUCUUUGGCGCGAAGGGGUUGAUCAAGGUGCCUCGAUUUCUCACCGCGAGGGAAGCAAGUACCCUGCCAUGCGCGGCUUUGACGGCGUGGAAUGCUCUCUUUGGAGUCGAGGGACGCGCGCUGAAGCCGGGGGACUGGGUUUUGACGCAGGGCACUGGCGGUGUCAGUGUCUUUGCGCUCUUGUUUGCCAAAGCCCUCGGUGCGCACGUCGUCGCUACGACAGGUGAUCAAGCCAAGGAGAAAAGACUACGCGAUCUCGGGGCAGACCUCGUACUAAACUACCGCGAAAACCCGAACUGGGGCAUCACUGCCAGAGAACACAUUGAGAAGCAGGGAGGAACGGGAGCCCAACACAUCAUCGAGGUCGGCGGGGAAACCUCGAUGGAGCAAUCCCUGAAAGCCGUGGCGCCCGAGGGUAUCAUCUCCAUCAUCGGGUUCCUCGGCGGAGACCUCGGCGGUGGGAAAAAGAGGACCGGGUUCUGGGACUGCUUCGCCAGUGCCUGUCUCGUCAGAGGCGUGCUCGUGGGAAGCAAGAGGCAGUUUCGAGAUAUGUUGGCUUUCAUGGAGGAGAAAGGUGUGAGGCCCGUGAUUGAUGAAAAGGUCUGGAGGUUUGAGCGGGCGAGGGAGGCGUACGAGUAUUUGAGAGCACAGAAGUUCUUUGGUAAGGUGGUCAUUGAUAUUGAGGAAUGA
Messenger RNA from Fonsecaea multimorphosa CBS 102226, 1074 nucleotides. RefSeq lists its product as uncharacterized. Bases 1 to 1074 code for a protein of 357 amino acids. The transcript has a single exon. Gene Ontology annotation, molecular function: oxidoreductase activity. NCBI's taxonomy places the organism in Eukaryota, Fungi, Ascomycota, Eurotiomycetes, Chaetothyriales, Herpotrichiellaceae. The record is from RefSeq and is a predicted model, not a curated record.